AUGGAGAGUACAUUUGAUGUUUCUCAGCUUGAUCCGCAAGAUUAAAAGCAAUUUGUAGAAGAAUCACUACCUCUAAUAACCUUCAACAACGAAACCUAGAGACCAGUAGGAGUAAUAGCAGUCGCUGGAUAAUAUAGAACCGGUAAAAGUUACCUCUUAAAUAGAAUGCUAUUAAACAGACAAAAAGGUUUUGGCGUUGGGCCAACAAUAAAUCCUUGUACUAAAGGACUCUGGAUUUGGGGUACUCCAAUCCAGGGAUUCACUCCUGAUGGUCAACCAAUCAAUGUGCUGGUUGUUGAUUCCGAGGGAAUUGGAGGAUUAGAUGAGGAUAAUAACCAUGAUAUGAGAAUUUUUAGUUUAGCAAUGCUUCUAUCUUCUUAUUUCCUAUAUAAUUCUGUUGGUUCUAUUGAUGAAAAUGCCCUUUCUAAUUUAUCAUUAGUAACUAAUCUCACUAAGCAUAUUUAAUUCAAAUCAAGAAGCAAUGAGGUUGAAUAAACAGAUGAAGAUAUUGAUGAGCUUAUUCAAUACUUACCCUCCUUUAUGUGGGUUGUAAGAGAUUUCGCAUUACAACUUUGCGAUGAAAAUGGAAAUGAUAUUAACUCAAAAGAUUAUCUUGAAAGAGCUCUUUAAGAAAAAGGUUCAGAUUCAAAAAAUGAUAUCAGAAAGCAUCUUAAGAGAUUUUUUAAAGAUAGAGAGUGCUGCACUAUGAUUAGACCUUUAACAAAUGAAGAGGAAUUGUAAAAUUUAGAAUAAAUGGAACUUGAAGAGUUAAGAGCAGAGUUUGUUGAAUAAGUAAUGCUCUUAAGAAGAAAAGUGUUGAAUUAAAUAAAACCUAAGACAAUUAAUAAUCAAGUUCUAUCUGCUGUACAAUGGAUUUCAAUAGUUGAAUAAUAUGUGAAAGCUAUUAAUGAGGGUUGUGUUCCAAAUAUCUAAUCAAGCUGGACUUAUAUUUGCAGAUAAAAUGCUAGCAAGGCUCUUGAUUAAUGCAAGGAUGUCUUUGAAAAAGAAGUCAGUGAUGUUGUAAAUUUCCCUAUGAAUCAUGAAGAUCUAUGCAAUAUCUUAGCUGAUCAAAGAUAGCAGUGCUUGAAGAUGAUUUAAAGACUAAUACAAGGGGAUUAAGAAAUUUUAUCAGAAUAUAAUAAUGAGUUAACAAAGUUCUUAGAUGAUAGAGCCUCUUAGAUGCAAAAGCAAAACUAAUAUGAGUGCAGAAAUUAUGCUGGUGAGCUUUUGAAUCAGCUAUUCACUGAAUUUGACUAGCAAGUAAGAACUCAAUAGCCAUUUGAUGCAAUCUAAUUAGAGCAAACUUUAAGAGAAGUUUAAUAAGUUUAUGAUUAGAAUGCUUUUGACUUUGAUGAAAAAUAAGUCUUGAUAAGUGAAGCAAAAGCAACUUUCCUCUAUGAUACCCUCUUUUAUUUGAAUAAGAAAUUAGAAUCUGAUUUCUAGUUAUAGAGACAGCUUGAUGUGUAAACGAAAGAAAGAUUGGAAUAAUAGUUGAAAGAGGCGAAGGAAGAGAGUAGAAAUGAAAGGAACAGACUUGAUGAAAAACUAAGAUAGACAAUGAUUCAAAAAUCUGAGCUUGAGGCUAACUUGUCAUUCGUCAGAGAAUAGCUAGAUUCAUUAAAAUAGCAAAAAGAACAAGAGGAAUCUGAGUAUAAAGAUACUAUUAGAAAGUUAAAAGAUCAGACAACAUCCUAGUAUGAUGACUUUAGAUCAUAAAAAGAUGAUUUUGAAGAGAAAAUUCAAUAAUUGCAGAGACAUCUGCUUUAAGUUGAAUCAGAAGUUGAUAAGGAAAGAGCACUUUUUGAAUAAAAGGUAGAAUUUCUGGAAAAGUCAUUGCAAGAAAAAUCUUUAAGAGAAAGAGAUUUUCUUGCUGAAAGAUAAUCUAAAUAAUCUGGAUUAAGUACUGAACUUAGAAGUAUGCAAUAAAAGUUUGAAAUAGAUUUAAAGUCUCUUUAAUCUAGUUUAGAAGAUGAAAAGGAGAGAACUUUAGAACUUGAAAAUGCUUUAAAAAUUGCACAAACUUAACUUGAUGAAAAAUCUGAAUUCUUCUAAAUCCAAGAAACAGGACUGAGAAAUAACUUAUAAAUGAGUUAAGAUUAAGCAAAGUAGUUAGAAGCUACAGUUUAAGCUCUUAAAAAAGAAACUGACCAAAAAACAAGUCAAUAAAUUAAAGAUAAAGAUGAGAAAAUUGACCAGUAAACUGCUUAAAUCUAGGAAUUAGAAAACCAAGUCAAAGAUUUCAUUGAGCAACUUAAACUAAAGGAUCAUGAAUAUAAAAAGGAAAAUGCUAUAAAGGAUUAAAGAUAUUAAUUCCUUGAGAUGUAACUUUAAGAUUUAAGAGAUCAAUUGGAGGAAUCUUACAAGCAACAUGAACAAGUUGUGUAAGCAAUGAAGCAUAAUCCACAAGAGGAUGAUUCAAGAAGAAAACUUUCACCAUCAAAACUUGAAAACCUUUAAAAUGAGCUUUAGAAGACAACUGAAUAGUACUAACAAGAGCUAAAUGAACUUAAAAGAUAAAAUGAGUUAUAUGUUGAGCAAAUCACUCAUCUUGAACUUAACCUAAAGUUAAAUCAAGGAGAUGCUGAGAGAGAAAAUAAUGAAUUGAAAAUUUAUUUAUAAGAUCUCGAAAAUCAAAAAAUUCUGCAGAAUGAAAAAGUAAGGUAAUUAGAGCUACAGAGAGUAAAACUCAUUGAAGAAAAUGAUAAAAAAUAUAAAUAAGCUGUUUAAAGGUUUGAAGAUGAAAUAGAACAUAAGACUUAGCAAACAUAAUUAGAGUUGAAAGAGAUGUAAACUAAAUCUGAGGAGGCACUUGCUUAAUUAAAGAAUUUCUAUGAGAUUGAAAAAGAGACUCUCGAGUAAAGAAUUGCUGAGGAAAGAGACAAAAAUUCUAGAAGACUCGCCCACUUCUAAGAGGAAUUAGAAUUAAGAAUGAGAGAUGAGCUUCAAGAGAAAGAUGAAGAAAUUGAAUGUCUCUAGAAUGAACUUAGGGAAAAUGAAGCUAGACAUCAAAACUAUGUCACAUAAAUGGAGCAUGAAUUAAGCCUAAAAUAAUAAAUGAUGGAAACUUUAGAGAGAUAGGUCAGAGAAAGUAGAGAAAGAAUCGAACUGCUUGAAUAUGGAAAGAAUAGCGCCUUCGAAAAGCAAAUUGAGCAUUUCGAGCAAUAAAGAUAAGAGUACAAUUAAAAGAUAGAUAAACUUCAAAUUGAAAAUCUUGAAAAAGAUAGGCAAAUUGCACAAAUUCAACAUAGAUUAGAAAGAUUGAAUGAUGACAUUGAAAGAAAGAAAAAUGACUUUGAGUAAUCAAAGACUUAUUUAGACAGAGAAAAGAAGCAGCUUUCUGAAAAAUUAGAAUUAACAAAGAAGAAGUUAGUUGAGGCACAAGAUGAUGCUAUCAAGCAAAAACUUGACUUAGGUAGAGAAUAAGCUCUCUCUAAAUAGCAAAAGUAGACAGAUGAUUCACAGAGAUUCUUCGAUGAGAAAAUCAAAAUAUUCAGAGCUGAGAUUCAAGAAGAAGCUUAAGCAUAAAUUGAAAGAAUCACAAGUGAAAAAGAACUUUGGGAAAACAAAUAUGAGCAGAAGAGAAGAGCCUUAAAAGAAAUUGAGAUGUCACUCUCCAAGUCAAAUACUGAACUUGAAAAAAAGAUUGCCUAACUAAAUGCAUAGAUUGAUAGACUUGAAGAUGAUAAGAGGUAAAUGGAAGAACAAUUCCAGGAAGAAAUUUAAGCCUUAAAUCACCAUAUUCAACAAUUAGACUCAAGUGCAGGUGCUGCAUAUUAUUAUGGCUCUGCACAUGCUGAGGAUGUUUUGAAAUAUAAGCAAUAGGUUCAAGAUCUUGAAAGAGAACUUUCAGAUUUACAAUCUACAUAUGAUAGAGAUAAAGCUCUAUGGGAAGGUAAAUGCCAAUUCUUAGAAACUCAAAAAGAGACUUACAAGAGAGAUUUAAACGAAUCUCAAAAGAAGUUUGAAAUAACUCUUGAGCAACUCUAAAAGCGAGGAAAUAUGGACAAGGACAAAUUAGAGAAUAAUCAACAAUCUCUAAUUAAAGUUAUAGAGGGUAAAUAUAAGAAUCAAAUAAAGGAAAUGCUUGAGACCCACUAACAGCUAGCAUAAGAAAGUCAGUAGAAAAUAAAAAGACUUGAAAAUGAAGUAAAGCUUAAGAAUGAACAGAUUUAAAUGGAUGCUAGAGGAAAGAUGUCUGAGUAUGGCUCAUUAGAAAAGAAAGUAAUUGAAUUAGGAGAAAACGAAAAAAGAUUAUUGAUGGAGCUAGAUGAGGUAAAGAACGAGAGAGACAGAAGAGUUCAAGAUUACCAAAGGCAAUUAGAUAAGGAUAAAGAAGCCUACAGAUAAAAACUUAAUGAGUAUGAGCAAAAAGCGAAGGAGAGUGAGAGCAGAAGAGCAUCAUUGAUGUUUGAAUAUGAGAAGGAAAGAGCUAAAUGGCAACUAGAAAAAGAAAAUCUUUUGAGCAUUAAAUCUGAUUUGACAGAGUAAGUCGAAAAACUUCAAGUUAGAAAAGACUAACUUUUGAGAGAAAAUGAGAAGCUAAGAACUGAAAACAAGGGUAGCAGAAAGUACUUGUUUGGAAAUGCUACUAAUAUUCCACCCUCAGGUUAGGUAUCUUAAAGCAACAUCGGGUUAUCAAGUAUUGGAUAAUCUCAUCACAAUAGCACAAGUGCAACAAGAUAUAUGGUGGGCAAGAGUAUGUCUAAUGCCGUUGGCAAUAAUAUAUUGACCUAGGCAAUUGGAAAACUUAAAGAAAAUAAUAAAUAUAUUGGAGGAGGUGGUAUGAAUCACAGAGAUGAGGAUCAAGUAAAUAUUGGAAGCAACACUCAAACAAACAAUACUACUCCUAAUACUAAACAUUAUAACAGAUAUGGCCACUGA
Molecule: messenger RNA, 4881 nt
Organism: Stylonychia lemnae
Lineage: Eukaryota; Ciliophora; Spirotrichea; Sporadotrichida; Oxytrichidae
Source: the annotation of a GenBank genome assembly